AUGCCGCUCGUCCCCGCCCUUCGGCCUCGGCGCCUUCCGUGGCGCGCCCCUAUGACAUCACUGCACGGCCACCCCCCUCGUGAGUGGAAGCCUAAGAAGCCGGAGGGGUCCCUCGCCCUCGGACAGGGAGAGACUCUGGUUCGCGGAUCGCGUCUUCUCAGGGGAAACGUGUCCCCACUGGGCCACCGUCGCGCCGCAGGAGGCGCCGUCCCUCCCUCCUUCCUUCUCCGGCUGUUGCCAAGGAGCGCCGGGCUGUUGCGCGCGCGCCCUCCUGCCGUCAAGCGCGGCGCGGCCGUCAAGCGCGGCCGGCCGUCGCGCUGGUGGUGCGGCGCUCGGCGGGGCAGGGGGGGCGUCCGGGGCCGGGCGCGGCGGGGGCGGGAUGUCGUGUGCGGGCCGCCGGCGGGCUCGGGCGACUCGGGCCCCGGGUCGUCUCCGCUGCCGCUGCUGCACCCGCGGACGGGGCGGCUGGUGACGCUGUCUCGGGGCGGGCGGAGCGCGGCGCGGUCGCAGCCGGGCCAGGAGUUCAACCACGGGCUGGUGCUCAGCCGGGAGCCCCUCAGCCCCGGAGCCGUCUUCACCGUCAGGAUCGACAGGAAGGUGAAUUCCUGGAGCGGCUCCAUUGAAAUCGGGGUAACCACCUUGGACCCCAACCUCCUGGACUUCCCUAGCAGUGCCACCGGCCUGAAGGGCGGCUCCUGGAUCAUCUCCGGCUGCUCGGUGCUGCGGGAUGGCCGUUCCAUCUUGGAGGAGUACGGGCAAGACCUGGAUCAGCUGGGCGAGGGUGACCGGGUGGGCAUCCAGCGCACGGCCAGCGGAGAGCUGCGACUCUGGGUCAACGGGCAGGACUGUGGCGUGGCGGCCACUGGCAUCCCCCUCCGGGUCUGGGCUGUGGUCGACCUGUACGGAAAGUGCACCCAGAUCACCGUGGUGCCAAGUAACGUGGAGGAGGCAGAAGAAAUGGCUGCGAAUGAUGAAGCGCUGGACUUCCCUUGCAAUCAGAACCGGCCUGAUAAAUUCCCCAACAGUCUGGAAUCAGAGAAUGGAUUUUCCAGCAUGGAGCUGUCCGAGGUGGUGAGCAACGCCAUUUUGUCAGCAUACAACGGGAACCUGCUGAACGUCAGCCUGGGCAGCCCGCCCUCGGACUCCGCCCCCUGCGGGGCCCCGCCCAUGACCUCCAACGACGCCCUCCUCUUCCACGAGAAGUGCGGGACCCUCAUCAAGCUCAGCAACAACAACAAGACCGCCGAGCGGCGGCGCCCCCUGGACGAGUUCAACAACGGUGUGAGUCAUGACCAAUGUCGCCCGCUCUUAGCUUGCUGACUGCUUGAGAUGUUUAAGAUCCGUAUUGACAAGUUGGUGGACAAAUGGUCAGGAUCCAUAGAAAUCGGCGUCACCACACACAACCCCAACAACCUGGAGUACCCGGCCACCAUGACCAACUUGCGCUCAGGAACGAUCAUGAUGAGCGGCUGCGGCAUCCUGACCAACGGGAAGGGGACGCGGAGGGAGUACUGUGAGUUCAGCUUGGACGAGCUGCAGGAAGGAGACCACAUCGGCUUGACCCGGAAGUCCAACAACGCCCUUCAUUUUUACAUCAAUGGUAUUGAUCAAGGUGUGGCCACCAAUCUGACCCCCCUGGUGGUCUAUGGUGUGGUGGACCUUUAUGGAAUGGCUGUGAAGGUGACCAUUGUGCACAACCACAACCACAGCGACCGGCUUCGGCGUAACAACGCCAUCAUGAGAGCCCUGUCGCCAGAUGUGGGACGCCGUGCCAUCGAGGCCGGGAACGAACCGGAGCCGGAGCGCCUGCUUUUCCAUCCAAACUGCGGGCAGAAAGCCGCCAUCAUCAACGAGGGACGGACCGCUUUACGGCCCCACGCCACAGAUGAUUUCAACCACGGAGUAGUCCUGAGCAACCGGCCGCUGCGGAACGGAGAGGUCUUCCAGGUGCGCAUCGACAAGAUGGUGGACAAGUGGGCAGGCUCCAUUGAGAUCGGCGUCACCACCCACAACCCCACUUACCUGCAGCUCCCUUCCACCAUGACCAACCUGCGAUCAGGCACCUGGAUGAUGACAGGAAACGGGGUGAUGCACAAUGGAACGACCAUCUUGGACGAAUACGGCCACAACCUGGACCGCCUGAAGGCAGGUGACACAGUGGGCGUGGUGCGCAAGGAGGACGGGACGCUGCACUUCUUCGUCAAUGGGGUGGCGCAGGGCCCUGCGGCGUGGAACGUCCCGCCAAACAUCUAUGCGGUCGUGGACCUGUAUGGGCAAGCGGCCCAAGCCACCAUAGCUGACGACACAGAUCUUCUGCCUCUUCCGGAUGACCUGUCGGAGGGAAACAACCAGCUCUCUCCCAGCAGUCCGUCUUCCGUGGCUUCCGGGAGCGACCUGCGAUUCCACCACCUCCACGGCAACAACGCGGUCAUUACCAACGGGGGACGCACGGCGCUGCGCCAGAACUGCCGUAGCGAAUUUAAUGACGCCAUUGUCAUCUCAAACCGGCCUCUCCGAGAUGGAGAACUGUUCGAAAUCGCAAUUCAGAAGAUGGUGGAUCGCUGGUCAGGCUCCAUCGAGGCAGGCGUCACCGCCAUCCGUCCAGACGACCUGGAGUUCCCCAACACCAUGACAGACAUUGACUACGACACGUGGAUGCUGAGCGGCACCGCCAUCAUGCAGGACGGCAACACCAUGCGCAACAAUUACGGCUGCGACUUGGAUUCGCUGACCACGGGGUCACGCAUCGGCAUGAUGCGCACAGCCAAGGGGGACUUGCAUUACUUCAUCAACGGUGUCGACCAGGGCGUGGCCUGCUCGGGGCUGCCUCCAGGGAAGGAGGUCUAUGCUGUGGUAGAUUUGUACGGCCAGUGUGUCCAGGUGUCCAUCACCAGCGCCACAGGACCCAUGGACAACAGCCUGUCCACCAGCAACAUCACCGAGAAAUCCUUCCCCAUCCAUUCGCCAGUGCCUGGCGUGGCCCACCGCUUCCACGGCAGCUGCGGCAAGAACGUGGCUUUCCAGAACGAUGGGUGUCGGGCCGUGCGCGUGGCUGGGUACUGUCACGGCAUUGUCUUCAGCAUGAAAGAGUUGAAGACGGACGAAGUCUUUGAGGUGAAAAUCGACGAACUGGACGAGAAAUGGUCCGGCUCGGUCCACGUGGGGCUGACCACCUUCCUGCCCUUGGACGCGCCUUACGUGGCCACGGGGCUGCCCUCCACGGUCCUGGAGCUGCGCUCCAAGGUGACCUGGCUGGUGAUGGGCUCCGAGGUGCGGCGCAACGGCAUCCUGCAGAAGCAGAACUACGGCUGCUCCCUGGAGCGCCUCGGGGUGGGGAGCCGCAUAGGCGUGAAGCACUGCACGGACGACACCAUGCACAUUCUGAUCGACGGAGAGGACAUGGGGCCUGCAGCGACGGGAGUAGCGAAGAACGUCUACGUGGUUCUGGAUCUGUACGGCCGGGUCACGUCGGUCUCCAUCGUCAGCUCCAGCACGUUGGAAGAGGCGGACGGCACCAAACCUCCCUCGGUCACUUCGGAGCCGUUUAGUGAAGAGGAGGAGGAGGAGGAGCACGUGCCGUGCGAGAACGAAGUGCCGCCAGUGACGUCCUCGAUGCAGUUCCUGGAGAACCACGGCAAGAACAUCCUGCUCUCCAACGGCCACCUGACGGCCACCCGUGUCUCCAGCUACAACCAGGGCAUCGUGGUGGUCGCUCAGCCCCUCCCUCCCCAACAGCUCUUCCAGUUUCAGAUCGAUUCCCUGAAUCCUCAGUGGACCUCCUCGCUCUCCCUGGGGGUCAUCGGCAGCUGUCCGGAGCGACUCAACUUCCCCGCCGCCGCCUGCUCCCUGAAGCGCUCCACGUGGCUGCUGCAGCGUGACUCCGUCUUCCACAACUCCCUCAAGAUUGCGGAGAACUACGGCCCCAACUUGGACACUUGCCCCGAAGGGACGGUCCUGGGCCUUCUGGUGGAUUCCAGCAGCUGCCUCCACCUCUACGUCAACGGGAUGGACCGGGGGGUGGCUGCGCAAGACAUCCCCAGCCCCUGCUACGUCUUCAUCGACCUCUACGGGCAGUGUGAACAGGUCACCAUUGUCACAAAAGACACUCCUGCCGUGGGAGCAGAAGGCGCUGACCCCCACAGCCAGGGGGACAUGGAGAAAGCAGACGUGGUGGACGGUAUCAAGGAAAGUGUCUGCUGGACACCCCCAGUGGACAUGAAUACCUUGAAGACCUGUGAAUACCACGCCCUUUGUGCUCGCUUCAAGGACCUCCUUCUUCUUCCAGAUGAUUAUUUUGUGGAAGAUCCCAAGUUCAGCCUCUGCUAUUGUGAGUCCUGCCACAAGCUCCGGGGAGAUGAAGCUUACUACAAGCGAGGGGAUCCUCCUCGGGAUUACGCCCUGCCUUUUGGGUGGUGCCGCUUUAGCCUCAGAAUCAACCCCCGGCUGGAGGUAGCCAGUACCUCUAAGAAAUGGCACAUGGCCUAUCACGGGACGAGCAUUGGUGCAGUUCGCCGCACCUUGGAUCAAGGCGAGUUAGUGCCAGGGAGCGUGUCCAUCUUGAGCUGCCGCCCGGUCAAGGCAGACCCGCAGGGUGGUGGUGGAGGCGGCGGCGGCGGCGGGGGCAGCAGUGGCGGGUACCGCGAGGCCGAGGAGAACAGCUCCCAGAGCCGUGAGGAUCUCUUGCGGGUGCUGCUGUCUCCCACCCUGCGCUACGCUGGGCUGGAGCCGUUUGCCACCAAAGUGCAAUUUAAAGACCCAAAGUCCCACCGACAGCACGCGGCUCAGAUCGCCUUCCAGGUCUGCGUGCGCCCCGGCUCCUACAAAGUGUGCCCCCAGUCCCUGGCCGUCUCGGAGCCGUUGGACCCCCGCUUCAACAGUGCAGAGAUCGAAUGGGUCACCAAGGAGAAGGGGGCGACGGUCUUGAACGGGCUUCUGGUCCGCGUGGAGUGAGACUGCCUCGCCUGCCCCCGUCCACGGUGGCGGUGGUUGAUAAUGAUGCCACAACACGCAGGGAGGGGUGGCUUUGGCCAGACGACCCUCCCCCACCUGCCUUCCUACGCACAGCCUGGGGCGGAGCUUGCGAGCUGCAAAGGUUUUACUGCUAAGACCAACGGGCACAAGAGACCUCGCCGGGAAGGGGGCCGCACCUUCCGGGGGGGCCAGCCGUGGCUUUGCCCCUUUUUUUCUUUUGCACAGAAACAAGAAAAGCUAAAGGUUUUUUUGGGGGGGUGGGGGGUGUUGAGAUGAGCCCCGUGUUUGAGAGCAUGAAGGCUGGGAGGGGGGAUUUGGGGAUGGGAGGGGAUUUUUGGUGCCACAGAACAACUUGACAGAACUUUGAACUAUGGGAACUCUUUCUGGGACAGCUGAGGGUUUCUAUAAUGAUGACACCCCCACCUCCCCCCGCCCAUGUACUUGACCUCCUUUUCCAUGUGCCUCGUUGCCUGCAUCUGUUGGGAGUGAAUUUGGAUGAAGGUGUGUGGAGGGUGGGGAGGGAACAGUGGGGCUGCACUAAGGGGUGAGACAUUUCAGAAUUUGAGGCCUUUGGGCUGAAUCUGUCGACAUUUGGAAGGCCGGGGGGGAGGGGCGGGGGGUUGUUCCCGCCACCCCUCCUGGAAGAGAGCACAGGGCAAGUUUGGGGGCUAGGGAUGUCUGGGUGACUCUGCCUUUCUUGUCCAUCUGUCCAUUGGUUUUGUUUUUCCAAAACCCGUUUGUGUUUGGGAUUCUCGGCAGGGGUGAGCGUGCUCUCCUCCUGCCUGUUGGCUUUUAGCAGCAUUUGUGCACAUCCCCAAGAACGUCUCGGACAAUCCAAAGCUGGUUUGUGUGUGCAUAAUGCACUCCAUGCUGAAAGGGGGGGUUGGAAGGGAGUCCCUUCCAGGAAACUCAGCUGACUCUGCAAGUGAGCAGGACCAGAGUUGGAGCUCUGCUUCUUGGGCCAGGCUCUGAUAAUCAAUCUGUCCCCUCCCCACACACCUGUCCCCAUCCAACAAAGCACACCCCUCUCCCUCCCUCCAUUCAUUCAAACCUCCACUUAAUGGGAAAGCUCCUCCUCCUCUUCACUGGACCUUGGACCUUUCCCCCCUACUUGGACACACUGACGAUUUCCUCUUCCCUAGAUAAUUUUGUUUCCCCCCACCCCACCCCUUAUUUAUUUAUGCCUGCAACAGUUGUCAACAAAAAAUGUGAACUUCUUUUAAGAGGCAAAGAGGGUGUCAGGUUUGAGCUGCCCCCUUUUUCUCCUCUUUGAUUUAUAUAUAUUUUAAAUUGUAUUUAUGCUGCUUUUUUCACUUUUGUUUGUUGAAAAAACGACAUGCAUUUUUUUUACCUAAGCCUGAAGUUUUGUUCCUUUUGAAGUUAAAAGGUUGUACAGCGUGUUUUGCCCAAGCGAGGGUUUAUAAACGAGAAUCCGACUGA
Molecule: messenger RNA, 6411 nt
Organism: Sphaerodactylus townsendi
Lineage: Eukaryota; Metazoa; Chordata; Lepidosauria; Squamata; Sphaerodactylidae
Gene: NEURL4
Product: neuralized E3 ubiquitin protein ligase 4
Exons: 30
Molecular function (GO): ubiquitin protein ligase activity
Source: RefSeq, a predicted model, not a curated record